AACUGACAUUUAUAUCAAGUGGGAACAAAAUUUCAAAGAGUGAUACUCUAAUGCGAUAAUAUAAGAAGAUUAAGAAUUUCAAGAUAAAUCAAGGUCACAAAAGCCCAAGAUUUGAUUUUUAUUUCCCCUUUUCUCCCACUUCGUCUUUCGUUCCCGCUUCAGUUUCUGGCGGCAAACUCUGCACGUUUCUGCCGCCACAAUUUGCACGGUGGUUUCGUUUCAGUCACAGAGAUAACAAGUUAACAACCACAACGCCGCCGCGUCGGAAGCACCAAUGCCGCCGGUUGAAUCGCAAACCAUCAAGCCCAUUGCCAAGGGAAUCGUCCACAGAAUCUGCGCCGGUCAAGUAAUCCUCGACCUCUCUUCCGCCGUCAAGGAACUCGUCGAGAACAGCUUGGACGCCGGCGCCACCAGCAUCGAGAUCGCUCUCAAGGAUUUCGGUGAGGAAUGGUUUCAGGUCAUCGACAACGGUUCCGGCAUUUCCCCUAACAGUUUCAAGGUUCUUGCGCUCAAGCAUCAUACAUCAAAGUUAGCGGAAUUUCAUGAUCUUCAGUCGCUUACCACUUUUGGGUUCAGAGGGGAGGCGCUGAGUUCGCUCUGUGCAUUGGGGAGCUUGACUGUUGAAACGAGAACGGUUAACGAACCGGUUGCGACGCACUUGUCGUUUGACCAUUCUGGUGUUCUGGUUGCUGAGAGGAAGACUGCUCGGCAAGUUGGUACUACUGUUACUGUGAAGAAGCUGUUCUCGAAUCUUCCUGUGAGGAGCAAAGAGUUUAAGCGGAAUAUUCGCAAGGAGUAUGGCAAGUUGGUUUCGCUUUUGAAUGCGUAUGCCCUUAUAGCAAAAGGUGUUCGUUUUGUCUGCACCAACACAAGUGGCAAAAAUACAAGGUCCGUGGUACUUAAAACACAAGGAAGCGAUUCUCUUAAAGAUAACAUCAUAACCGUGCUCGGCGUGAACACGUUUAACUGCUUAGAGCCCGUGACAUUGAGUAUAUCUGAGAGUUGCAAAGUUGAUGGUUUUCUUUCUAAGUCUGGACAGGGUAAUGGACGCAAUUUGGGAGAUCGGCAGUAUUUUUUUGUCAAUGGUAGACCAGUGGACAUGCCUAAAGUUGGGAAACUUGUGAAUGAGUUAUAUAAAAGUGCAAACUCUAAGCAAUAUCCCAUUGCAAUAAUGAAUUUUACAGUUCCUACAAGAGCGUUUGAUGUCAAUGUGACUCCUGAUAAGAGAAAAAUAUUUUUUUCUGAAGAAACUGCCCUAUUGCAAGCCCUAAGAGAGGGCUUACAAGAAAUUUAUUCUUCUAGCGAUGUCUGUUAUUCUGUAAAUGAAAUUAUGCAGCCUGCUGUAAAUGAAGACUGUGUUGAGUUGCGUUCUACUAAAAGGAAGUCUCUUGUCGUGGAAAAACCACCGUCCCUUAACGACAACGUUCCUCAGGAAGAGCAUUACAGUGAGUGUAAAAAUGGUAUUACUUCUCAUGAUGAGUAUAAUGCCAACUGUAACAAAGAUAGUGUUUCUCACAUUGGGCAUAAGGAGAAACAUAUUACUGAUUCCAAAAAUGCUUCUGAAUCUGUUAAUGAUGAUCAAUGCUCACAUUCUGAAGAAGGGUUAAUUCAUGAGAAUGAUGGGAGUUUAAUGGGCCAGGAGUUUACACUCAGAGCGCACACCACUUCAAAGGAUUAUAAUUGUAGAAGACGGUUAGAAUGUGCUAGUAGUCUUCAAGGUACACUUGUCUCAAGGGCCGUUGAGAGUGGGGGAACUUCUAAUCAAUAUUCAUAUAGUCAUUCAAGACAUGUUCAGUCAACCCUUAACGGAUUUGUUAGUGUGAAUAAAAGAAAUCGUGAUAGUAGCAUUACAGCCUUAUCUGAAGUGCCUGUCCUUAGAAAUCAAGCUUCUCAUUAUCAAUUGAAGACUGCAAAAACUGAAACACGUGACUUGAUUACGAGAUCAUCAGUUAAUUUUGACCAAGUUGGUGGAACUUCUAAGCUGAGUAAGAUUGAAUCUUUGCAGCAACUUAAACCAGAUAACAUCCUCCAUAUAAAUGAAUAUUCAGUUUCUCUUAGAGGUGACACCACUGACAGAGAAUCAGAAAUGGAAUUAGAUCAAGAGAAUAGUGCAUCUCUAGCUGAUUCAGCACCAGCUACUCCAUCUAGUAAUGAUCUGAUCAACACUUCAGAGCAUGUUCUCGUCUCAGACCCUCCAUUACAUUCAUCGCCUGUAUGUUUAGAUUCUCCUAAGUCUUCUGGUCAGAAGAUAUGCUCCAACAUGCACUUUUCUUUUCAAGACCUUAAGAAUAAGAGAGAGAAGAGGCUUUCUUUGAUGCGGUCCAGUAAAUAUAAAUGUGGAAAGGCUAACGUCAAAAGUCACUACAUGGCUGCAACUUUGGAGCUUUCACAACCAGAAAUUGAACAGCAGAAAGAAAGGAUUUUAGCAGCUGCAGCUACUGAACUGGAAAGAUUUUUCAAGAAGGAAGACUUCAGCAGAAUGAAGGUGAUUGGACAAUUCAAUCUUGGGUUUAUUAUUGGUAAAUUGGAUCAUGAUCUGUUCAUUGUGGAUCAGCAUGCUGCUGAUGAGAAGUACAAUUUUGAGCGUCUUUCCCAAUCAACCAUCUUGAACCAACAGCCUCUGAUUAGGCCAAUAAGAUUAGAGUUAUCCCCUGAAGAAGAAAUAGUUGCUUCAAUGCACAUGGACAUAAUCAGGAAGAAUGGGUUUACUUUGGAAGAGGAUCCAAAUGCACCACCUGGAUGCCGUUAUAAAUUAAAGUCUGUCCCUUUCAGUAAAAACACUAUGUUUGGAAUUGAAGAUGUUAAGGAGCUGAUCUCUUCCCUGUCUGAUGGUGAUGGUGAUGUGGAAUGUUCCACCAUUGGUAGUUAUAAAACGGACACCUCAGAUUCCAUUUGUCCUUCAAGAGUUCGUGCAAUGUUGGCAUCACGUGCAUGUCGAUCAUCAAUUAUGAUUGGUGAUGCACUUGGAAGAAAUGAAAUGCAGAAGGUAGUUGAGCAUUUGGCUGGUCUGAAAUCCCCAUGGAAUUGCCCCCAUGGCAGGCCAACCAUGCGUCAUUUGGUCGACUUGACAAAACUUCAUCAGAUGUCAGAACAACCAAUGCAAAUGUAAUUAAUAGUGCACUUUUUCUCCAACCACCAUUGCUAUAUUGGAAUUUGGAAGUUUAAGAGAACUAUGUAACUUAUUUUGUACAAAUACCAUGUAAGUAAUAUUUGUUAUCAAAUGUUACUGUAAAGUUAA
This is a messenger RNA of Lotus japonicus, 3238 nucleotides long. Its product is annotated as DNA mismatch repair protein PMS1. Gene Ontology annotation, cellular component: MutLalpha complex. Gene Ontology annotation, molecular function: mismatched DNA binding; ATP-dependent DNA damage sensor activity; ATP hydrolysis activity. The transcript is spliced from 11 exons. The record is from RefSeq and is a predicted model, not a curated record. NCBI's taxonomy places the organism in Eukaryota, Viridiplantae, Streptophyta, Magnoliopsida, Fabales, Fabaceae. Bases 275 to 3109 code for a protein of 944 amino acids. Gene Ontology annotation, biological process: mismatch repair.